Molecule: messenger RNA, 2328 nt
Organism: Xyrauchen texanus (razorback sucker)
Lineage: Eukaryota; Metazoa; Chordata; Actinopteri; Cypriniformes; Catostomidae
Gene: tmem68
Product: transmembrane protein 68
Exons: 8
Coding region: 198-1193 (331 amino acids)
Cellular component (GO): membrane
Molecular function (GO): acyltransferase activity
Source: RefSeq, a predicted model, not a curated record
AAAGAGAGCCGGUUCAAUCAGGAAGGAAAACAUUUACUGAGGACAGUAUCAAUUUCAUCGAGUUAACAUCAUGUCAUUGAUGUGAAGGUGGCAUGUUUUGCCGAGCAACACAUUGUCGCAGGAGAAGAGCUGCCCUUUGGCAGGCUGUUGCCUUGUUCAGCCCAUCUGCCGCAGGGAGAGGCUAACAGUGAAGCAACAUGUCCAGUGGGAAUGAGUCCUGUCUGUUUGAGAAUGGAUCGGUCAGCUUGCUCUCCUGCUUUGUUCAUGUGUGGGAGGAGUGGGCUGGACUUGGACAGUUCAAGGACUACCUCAGUGUCUUGGAGUAUCUGCUGUGGGUUUUCACACCUUUAGCUGUGGUCUUCAUCCUGCCUUUUCUCAUAGUUAUCCUCCUCUAUCUGUCCAUCCUCUUCCUCCACGUGUACAAGCGCAAGAACCAGUUGAGGGAAGCUUAUUCGAAUAACCUGUGGGAUGGUGCAAGGAAAACUCUGGCUACCAUAUGGGAUGGACAUGGAGCAAUAUGGCAUGGUUAUGAAAUCCAUGGUUUAGACAAGAUUCCAGAUGAAGGACCUGCACUAAUAGUUUAUUAUCAUGGCGCUAUUCCUAUAGACUACUAUUAUUUCUUGGCAAGUCUUGUUAUUCAGAAGGGAAGAACUUGUCAUUCAGUUGCUGACCAUAUUCUGUUCAAGAUCCCAGGGUUUAAGCUUCUCUUGGAGGUGUUUAGUGUGAUCCAUGGACCGCAGGAGGAGUGUGUGAAGGCCCUGCGGAAUGGACACCUCUUGGGCAUCUCUCCUGGAGGGGUACGGGAAGCCCUGUUCAGUGAUGAGACAUACUCUCUGUUCUGGGGCAAACGUAAAGGAUUUGCGCAAGUGGCCAUUGACUCUAAAGUGCCAAUAAUACCCAUGUUUACUCAAAACGUCAGAGAGGGAUUCCGGUCUCUUGGAACAUUAAAAUUUUUCAGAUGGGUGUACGAGAGGUUUCGCUUGCCAAUAGCACCUGUGUACGGAGGUUUUCCAGUUAAAUUUCGUACUUAUUUGGGUGACCCCAUUCCAUAUGACCCCAAACUCAAUGCAGCUGAGUUAGCUGAAAAGGUGCAAAAGGCUGUGCAAGCACUUAUCGACAAACAUCAGAAGAUACCUGGCAAUGUCCUCCGAGCUCUUUUGGAGCGAUUCCAGAGGGAACACAAAGAGGAGUAGCACACUUGCUUCUCUCAGACUGAACAAAUAAACAUACUGGAGAUUUUAUGAUAUUAAUACACCAUAAGAUGUGCGACUAUGUUACUGGUAGUUGAAGUAUCUAGAGUACGAGAACAAAAGUAUCAGCAUAUAUAGUAAUGUUGCAUAUCAAAUAAUGGUGCGUGUCUUUGUAACGUCUGGAUACACAUAGUCUUCUAUGCAUGUUUGAGAAUGUGAGGUCUUGAGCUUUUGUGUGAUUUCUUUUGAAUUUACAAUUUAUUUGCACAGGACCACUGCCAAAUUAGUUUUUUAUACACAAAGCCUUUGGUUACUUUUUAUGUCCAUUCUGUCUAAUUGGUGAAUCAUUAUUUUAUAGUAUAUUACAAUUUGGUAUAACUAAUGCUUUCAAGUCCAUUACAAUAUUUCUCUUCAUGAAUGAAUUAUAUAAAAAUUGUAUAUGUAUUAUUUAAUUAAUUGUAUAUUGUGAUUCAUGGGAGUUUGUAAGCACACUUAAUAUUAUGGUACAUUGAAGUUGAAUACUAGAGAUGACAAGUUUUAGUCAAAUUGUCUGCUGAGCUAAACGGGUCAGUACAUAAGUAUAAGUUAGUAUGCCCUGCUCUCAAAGCUUGCCUCAAAAGGGCCAAGUAAAAGUAUGCAUUUUGCAACUAUUAUUGUGUUUUUAUUACAGGCUACAAAGCAUACUAAUCAGCAUUCAUUAUGAUUCUGUAAUAUGUAUUUGAAUUCAUUACAUGCUAUUUCAACCAGCAUUAUGGCUCUUGAAUCUAAUGUGUUGUCAAGUCUGAUCUAGACUGUUUGGAAAUUAAUGGUUGUAAAUUUAUGCUUUUAUAACAGAUUUUAUUAUUCAAAAUAAAAUACAUAUGUGUUUGUAAGGUCUGGCACAGUUUUUAAUGCACCCUUGCUUACGCUUAGUAAACCUGUCAUCCUUUCCUUUAGGAAAAAACAUAAAUAUCAAAUGUCAGCAUGAGUAGUCUUCUUGUGAUCUGUCUGCACAUACACUGUAUAAAGUUUGUUAUAGGUUUGCAAAUGCACCAGUUUUACUGUUUAUAAAUCUGUUUGGUAUUGGUGGACAACAUGUGCAUCCAUUGUAAAUCCCCCCAAAAAAUUACUUGGAAAAAAUAAAAUGAAUUUUGUUUUG